GCAUAAGGACCAUCAGAUGAGGUUUUGAAAUAUUUCCUAAAAAGAAUCUCAACGAAAACUCAAGGAGUAUUUUUUUUCUGAGUAAUUAAAAUUAGAUAAUCUUUUCAUCUGUAGGAAAAAAAAUCCAAAAUUUUUGGUAAGACUUUCAAGGUAUUUCGUAAUCUACCUCAACCGUUUCAACCUCCAUUCCCAACCUAUUUUCCCGAGGCUCCUGUUCCUGCUUUAGCAAAUACCUUCCUAUUUUCUGUACAGAUUGUGUUUUUUUCUACCUUACUGAUCAUGACCAGGUUUUUUUCCUAACUCCCAUCUCCUCCCACUAACCCUCUUCACUCUGCCCACUGAAAUGCCACUGCACCAGGCCGUUCAAGGCCUGGCUGAAAUGUUAUCUUCUCUAAUAAACCCCCUUUAGUUUUCCAGUUGGAAUCAAUCUUUUUCCUGGGUUCCCCUGGCACCACCUUAUGGUAGUCAUCAUGUACCGCCUUGUAUCAUAGAUGCAAUUAACUCUAAGAACGCUGCAGUUAAAAGGUACACUAAAUGUGAAGUUAAAUGAAUUGAUAAAAUGGUAAAUGUAUUUAGAAGCAAAUGAACCCAGCUGAAGUUUUCAUACUAUUUUUUUAAGUACAGAUUUUUGAAAUCUUACAAACUAUUUUUUAUAGAAUAUAAUAACCAUUGUUAGAGUUCUUAAGUAAAUACUUGUGGUAUAAUUUAAAUUAGGGAACAUUUAUUCCAUUCUGCAGUUUGAACAAAAGAGAAUUCCAAUAUUUGAAACCUCUUAAAACUUUAUGAACACUUGUAAUGAAAGACAAAUAGUAUACAUUAGUUUAAGAAUUUUCAUAUUUCCUAUUUUUUCCCAGAAACCCUGUGAUAUAGACAGAGAUUAUCAUACCUAAUUUCUUUGGUGAUUAAAUCAGUUCAAGGAGUUUAGGUUCACCAAAAUCAAAUAUUAAGUGGUAAAAACAGAAUUUGAACUCAGGGUUGCCCAGGGUUUUUCUCAUUCUAAGUACAGAAAUGUUUCUAGAAUACUGUGAGUCUCAGAAGAUCUCCUGGCUUGUUGGAGUAGGCCAUUGAAAAGAAAUUCCAAGUAGCUUUUGUUACCUUAAAGUGCUCCACUGAGCCUCACCGGCUGGGCCUUCCUUGGUCUGAAUUAUCAACAUGAAACUUUUCUUUGAACUAUCUCAUUUCACUUAGCUAGUAAAAUUUUCAGAUUUUUCCUCCUACUCAGCAACAGUUUGGCAAAUAAAAUUCGUAUCAAUAUAUUGCAAAUACUUCUGUGCUCAUGUAUUUAUUUAAUGGUCAUUGAGAUUUGUGAGCUUAAAGAAGGGCUGAAAAUGUGGUUUGUAUGAGCUUGUAUUAAAAAGUACACUUGAGCUUUUCCUAAAGCAUAAAACAAAGGAUGAUUUAACACACUUAGUUUAGGAUUCUUCAGAGAAAAUGUGCUUUAGAUCAUUAGAAAACUUGUUUUUUUUUAAAAAAAGAACUGAGGUAUAUGACAUACUAGUAAGAUAAAUUCAAUGCUAUUUGCUAAUAAAUUCUAGCUUCCACAAGGAUUAUAAUGAAAUUAUUUUCUACUAGGUUUAUUUGAUAAAAACAACUGUCUUAAUACAAAGACUUUUAUCUGGUUCUAUGGGGUGAGGGCUAACACACUGGGCCAUACCAAAUUAAGCAAUAAAGUUAUUAUCACAUAGCUAUCCUUCAUAUUGUGUGUGCAGUAUGCACCAGGUACUAUUCUAAGCAUUUUCUGUAUAUUACCUAAUUCAAUCCUCACACUAGCUCUAUCAUAGCAGUAGUUUACUACUACUAUCCCAUUUUCUAGAUAAGGAAGAAGACAUAGUAAGCGGUUAUAGUGAAAGAUCUUCAAAUAUUUUAUCAAGGAAGGAAAUUUAAGGACAGUAGACUUAUUACAAAGAGAAACAGCUCCAAGAAAACUAAUUUUGUGCGUAGAUCUAUACUAUGAAUCAGACAGGUAUAGUCAGUUUGGACAUUUUAUGCUUAUAAAUUGUUGGUUCUAGAAGAACCCAGAGAACAUUUGAAUUGAUAAGAUUCGACUAAUAGACUCAUAAAAAUUGUAAAACAGUGAAAUAUACAUGAAACAUUAUUUUUAAACAAACUGCUUAUUAAAGGCAAGGAGAGUUAGUAAAGAGCUUAGAGGGCUAGAUUAGAAUAAAGAAAUUGUCUCUCCCCAUCUGCUCUAAUUAGCUUAUCUCUCCUGCUUUCAUAGCAUGCUGAAGAGAGAAGAGUGAGGGGUACUUUGAAAGGACACCGUUUUUAUUUACGCUCAUUUAUAAUGGUUUUGGAAUGUUUGCCAAUUCUCAAACAUAAAUUUUUAAAUGUUAGAUCUUUCCUGUAACAAUUUGUUACUGGAAGCUUCAAGGCUUUGGGUGCUCAGUUAAGAGUUUUGGUCUUUCCUCAUCUCUUUGGUUUUGGCCAAAUGAUUAUGUUUCCUCAUUCUGGGAAGAUUUCUUUGGGUAUUUUGAUAUUUGUCCUGAUAGAAGAAAACCUUUCAUCAUUAACAGCACAGACCUACUUAUCUUUAGAAGAAACCCAAGAACCCACCAGUACAGUUUCUUUUCUCCCGACUGACUCAGAAUCCGCAGACUCUUCCCUGUCCAGUGGAAACAAACGACUUCGGGACCACAGAGAAACUGAGAGACACUGGUUGCUUAGAAGAAGGCGAUCCACUCUGUUCCCUAAUGGAGUAAAAAUCUGCCCUGAUGAAAGUGUUACAGAGGCUGUGGCAAACCAUGUGAAAUAUUUUCAAGUCCGAGUGUGUCAAGAAGCUGUCUGGGAAGCCUUUAGGACUUUUUGGGAUCGAUUUCCUGGGCAUGAGGAAUAUCGUUACUGGAUGAAUUUAUGUGAGGAUGGAAUCACAACUAUAUUUGAAAUGGGCACAAAUUUUAGUCAGUCUGUGGAACAUAGAAGCUUAAUUAUGAAGAAACUGGCGUACACGAAGGAAACUGUUAGCCGCCCUGAGUUGUCAUCUCUAGUUCCUGUUGGUGAUACCUCAACAUUGGAAGGUGCUGCCCUCAGAAUCCCAUAUCCAGGGGUGACCUCCUCUGCAGGUACCUCAGAGAGCAGCUUGGGGAGGCCAGAGGAGAGUAUUAGCAAUGAAAUUGAGACUGUGAUAGAAGAAUCCACAAAACCAGCAGCUGAGCAGAUUGCAGAAUUCAGUAUCCACCUUUUGGGGGAGCAAUACAGGGAAGAACUACGGGAUCCCGCUAGCUUCCACCACCAGAGCCUUGUAGAAGAGUUUAUCGCAGAGAUUGAAAAUGCAUUUACUGGGUUGCCGGGCUAUAAGGACAUCCGUGUACUUGACUUCAGGCCCCCCAAGGAAAAUGGCAGUGGCACAGAUGUUCACUAUGCAGUUACUUUCAACGGAGAGGCCAUCAGCAAUACCACCUGGGACCUAAUCAGCCUUCACUCCAACAAGGUGGAAAACCAUGGUCUUGUGGAAUUGGAUGAUAAGCCCACUGCCGUUUAUACAAUUAGUAACUUCAGAGAUUAUAUUGCUGAGACACUGCAUCACAAUUUUUUGCUGGGCAACUCCUCUUUGAAUCCAGAUCCUGGCUCCCUUCAGCUCAUCAACGUGAGAGGAGUUUUUCUUCCCCCCACUGAAGACCCGGUUUGGAACCCCCAAAGUGCAAGUCUUCCGGCAACCCCACCAUCUGUUCUGGAUAAUACCCGUCAAGCUGCAUGGCCCUCAGCUGAUGACUCCACCACCAGCAGUACUUCACUACUUGAUUUCAGCUCUGGUUCUCCCUCAGCCACUGGCAGGGAACUCUGGUCGGAAAGACCUUUGGGUGAUUUAGUGUCUACACCCAAACUAGACUUUCCCACGAAGGUGGGCCUCCAUUCUUCCCCAGCGGUUUUAGAGGUUAGCAGCUUGACUCUUCAUUCUGUCACCCCAGCAGUGCUGCCGACUGGCUUGCCUGUGGCUUCUGAGGAAAGGACUUCUGGAUCUUACUUAUUAGAAGAGGGAUUAACCAAAGUCGAAGGGUCAGAAGAUUCUUUUUCAGGUGAUCCUUUGCCCUUAAGUACAUUAACUCAUUCUGUACCAGAAGAAACAAUACCACCUAAGGAAGAUUCUGUGGUGUCUUUGACAUCCUCACCGUAUCUGGUCUCCUCUGUCAUAUUAGAUCCCCUUGCUCAGGAAGGGUCUACACCUCCUGGCUUAGACCCUUCGGCCUCCAAAGUUAACGGCCAAUUAGAAGUGAGCACUUUGAUGCCAGACACAUCCAUGGAAAAAGAGGUCAUAUUUGAGAAUGGCUUAGGCUCAGGGUCUGGGGAAAAGGUGAGUGGGAUUACUUGGCCAUGGAGCGACACUUCAUUAGAGAAGAGCAUUGAACCACUGACCAAAUCAUGGCUGGAAGAUGAGGAUUCACUUUUGCCAUUUGAGAGUGUGGAUGAGAAACUAGUUGUAGGUGACAAAAUAGAUUCCACAGACCGAAGUAUUGAGCACUCAAAAUAUGGGCAUAUUGAUAGAUCCACACACUUUUCAGAGGAAGAGCCCCUUGAGGGACCUACUGUGCCCUUCUUUGCAGAGACCACAACUCAGUCUGCACCUCUAAUUCUCUCCAAGCACACAUCAGAGGUACCUGACAUUGAUUAUUACUCAGUUACCAAUGCACCUCCUCUACUGACAUCUAUAGCAAUCUUUGAUUCUACUGGUAAACCAGAUCAAGUAGAACCAUUUCUAAAGGAGGAUAUGGAACAAACUACAGAGCCAUCCAAUCGUAAACAGUUUGAUAGCAAGAUUUCAACACUGAAGCCAGAUAUGCAAUCUUUGUGGACCAUAUCGCCAGAAUCAGAUGUAGUUUGGGAAAAAACUUCUUCCCUAGGAAAAUUGUCUGGAGACACAUUGGCAAGUGCACCGGAGAGUACUGACAAGCUCUGGUUGAAAGCUUCCAUGACACAGUCUACCGAAUUGCCUCCAACCACAAGCUCCACCCUGCUGGAGGAUGAAGUAAUUAUGGGUGUACAGGAUAUUUCAUUAGAACUGGACCGGAUAGGCACAGAUUACUAUCAGCCUGAGCUAAUCCCAGAAGAAAAUGGCAGGGUUGGUAGUUAUGUGGAAAUCUCUACAAAUGUUCACUCUACAGAGAUGGCUAUUGUGGCUCACCCCACAAAAAGAGGUGACUCAAAUCAUACCCAGACCACAGGAGCAUUGCUGGUUUUCUUCAGCCUUCGAGUGACUAACAUGAUGUUUUCAGAAGAUCUGUUUAAUAAAAACUCUUUGGAAUAUAAAGCCCUGGAGCAAAGAUUCUUAGAGUUGCUGGUUCCCUAUCUCCAGUCAAAUCUCACAGGGUUCCAGAAUUUAGAAAUCUUGAACUUCAGAAAUGGCAGUAUUGUGGUGAAUAGCAGAAUGAAGUUCUCCAAGUCUGUCCCUCCUAAUGUCAACAAUGCUGUAUACAUGAUUCUGGAAGACUUUUGCACCACUGCCUACCAAACCAUGAACUUGGCUAUUGAUAAAUACUCCCUUGACGUGGAAUCAGGUGAUGAAGCCAACCCUUGCAAGUUUCAGGCAUGCAAUGAGUUUUCCGAGUGUUUGGUCAAUCCCUGGAGUGGAGAAGCAGAGUGCAGAUGCUACCCUGGGUACCUGAGUGUGGAAGAACUGCCUUGUCAGAGUCUCUGUGACCUUCAGCCUGACUUCUGCUUCAAUGAUGGGAAAUGUGACAUUAUGCCUGGACAUGGGGCCAUUUGUAGGUGCCGGGUGGGUGAGAACUGGUGGUACCGAGGGGAGCACUGUGAGGAGUUUGUGUCUGAGCCCUUGGUGAUAGGCAUCACCAUCGCCGCCGUGGUUGGACUUCUCCUCGUCUCUUCUGCUGUUGUCAUCUUCCUCAUCAAGACUCUUCAAGCUCAGAAUGCUCAGAGAGAAAGAGAGAGGCCCUUUAGCAGACAGCCUGCCAGCCUUUCAUCCAUUGAAGAUGCCGUAAAGUACAACCCCAUGUAUGAAAGGCAUGGGGCGGGAAUGGAACAGUACAGGGGACCCUAUCCUCAGGGUCCCUUCCAGAGUGCUGCACGAGGUGAGGUGAUUGGUGGUCUGAGCAGAGAAGAAGUCAGACAAAUAUAUGAGAACAGUGGGCUUUCCAGAGAGGAAAUUCAAGAAAGAAUGAGAAUUUUGGAACUGUAUGCCAAUGAUCCUGAGUUUGCAGCUUUUGUGAGAGAACAUCAAAUGGAAGAGUUUUAAUCAAAACUCUGAUCGUGGACCUGAUUAGAAGCCCAGAGAAGAGAGAGAUCGCUUGUUACCUGUAUCAUAAAAUUAACCUGCAUUUUGAACUCU
Messenger RNA from Myotis myotis, 6277 nucleotides. It is a transcript of the gene IMPG2, whose product is annotated as interphotoreceptor matrix proteoglycan 2. Bases 2429 to 6184 code for a protein of 1251 amino acids. The record is from RefSeq and is a predicted model, not a curated record. Gene Ontology annotation, biological process: visual perception. Gene Ontology annotation, molecular function: heparin binding; hyaluronic acid binding. NCBI's taxonomy places the organism in Eukaryota, Metazoa, Chordata, Mammalia, Chiroptera, Vespertilionidae. The transcript is spliced from 19 exons.